AUGCAAAAACUAUUCCACUUUUCGUUCUCUGUAAUUUUCGUGAUUUUAUUGAAUUUCGUUCAGCCUUUUCUCGCGGAUUACGCUACAAUAAUCGUAGAUGGUCACGAAACUGCUGCUGGUGCUGACACAGAGUACAAAGAGCGUGCGCCUUAUCCAAAUUUAAAAGAUUUCUUUUCGUGCAACGGACAAGGAACCUGCGUUCCGAUGAUGGAAUGUGGCGAAAGGUAUGCACUUGAAGCGGCGAGAAGGUGUUAUAACGGCGAUAAAAAUGUCUUUUGUGGCGUGGAUUCGAGGGGAGAGCCAAUGGUUUGUUGCUCAAAAAAUCGAAGGGAUUUCGAGACGUGCGGGAAGACAUUGGUGCAAGGGAGAACGUACAGGGGACUUGGAUCGUAUCCGUUUGUGGUACGAGUUGGAUUUAGAAAUACCAUCAGUGGAAACAUGGCUUAUCCGUGCACCGGAUCAAUAUUGUCUCGCACGACAAUUCUAACGGCCGCGCAUUGCGCCCUUGCGAAAUCUGACGGUUUCAAGUUAUCGAGUGUACGUGUCGGUGAUUACGAUGCAACGACCGAUCCAGAUUGUUCGGAGUACAAUUUUUGUGCACCGCAAGCCAUCAAUCAUCGUAUUAGUUAUAUCAUCGUACAUCCGGAUUACGUGCCAGGCGAAUAUCAUCAUGAUAUCGCAUUGAUUGUGCUAAAGCAGCCGCUUAAUUAUUCGGUUGCUGCUCAGCCGAUUUGUUUGAGGGGCGACAAGACAAAUUUAAAUGUGGGACGACGUGCAAUGGUUGCAGGAUGGGGAAAAAUGGCUCAUCAAGUAGCACGUUCGAACAGAAUGGAACUUUUGGAAGUACCUCUAGCCUCGUGGGAUACUUGUCAACGCGUUUAUGCCCCAACUGGAGCUUUGAAAUCAUCAAAAAGCUUAGGUGACCAAUUAAUGUGCGUUGGCGGCGAAGGUCGCGACGUUUGUCAAGGAUUCGGCGGCUCUCCAUUAAUUAUCAAGGAAAAUGGCAUUUUUUGGCAGAUUGCGAUCCUUUCAUUCGGCUCCGAUGCAUGCGGCAUGCGAGGAACACCAAGCGUUUAUACCGGAAUUGCUCAUUUCAUUGAUUGGAUUCGCGAUAACACACCCGUAGAAUAGAGUUUCACCCGCAAAAAGUCAGCGCUCAGUAUUAAUCUACAUU
This is a messenger RNA of Culicoides brevitarsis, 1174 nucleotides long. Its product is annotated as venom protease-like. Gene Ontology annotation, molecular function: serine-type endopeptidase activity. NCBI's taxonomy places the organism in Eukaryota, Metazoa, Arthropoda, Insecta, Diptera, Ceratopogonidae. The transcript has 5 exons. Bases 1 to 1131 code for a protein of 376 amino acids. Gene Ontology annotation, biological process: proteolysis. The record is from RefSeq and is a predicted model, not a curated record.